This is a messenger RNA of Pocillopora verrucosa, 1378 nucleotides long. RefSeq lists its product as uncharacterized. NCBI's taxonomy places the organism in Eukaryota, Metazoa, Cnidaria, Anthozoa, Scleractinia, Pocilloporidae. The record is from RefSeq and is a predicted model, not a curated record. Gene Ontology annotation, biological process: UV-damage excision repair; base-excision repair; nucleotide-excision repair, DNA damage recognition. Gene Ontology annotation, cellular component: nucleotide-excision repair factor 1 complex. Gene Ontology annotation, molecular function: damaged DNA binding.
UAUGGCGGAUAAUUUGAACGACACCGGUCGUGAUAAAGUAGUCUCUAAAGGGUUGGCGAAAAGGAAAUACCUGCUUGUAGAUAACGAUUUGGAAGGAUUAGAGUUUACAUUAAAGGAUAACCCCGUCAAUAAAAGUUAUGCUCCCAUGAAAAUAUUUAAACGGUCCGAGGUAGAGUCCGUCGCUAUUUCGAAAUGGGGAAGUAUGGAAAAACUGGAAAAUGAGCUGGAAAAGAGAAGGCGACAGAACUCAAAGUUAGAGGAAAGAAAAGAGGAAGAAAAAAGACAUUUUUGGGAGAGAGAGGAGUUAUUUGAACCUCUUAAACCAUUCAUGGAGAAUAUAGAGCUGCCAUCUGAGAGGGUGUCGCCAUAUUUUAGAGAAAAACGAGAUAGACCACAAGCUAGUGAAAGUAUUGAAAGUCUCCUUGAGUGUGAUGUGAUCCUGUGCUUUUGUGACUGCCUGCACAGCAUCCCACCUGAUUUUGUGGCUCGUCAACUAUUCAAAAACUUUCCAGAAGCCAGACUAGUGGACAAAAAGACACCCUAUAAUGAGAGACGGAAAAUGGGGCAUUUUUCCUGGACCUCUAGUGCAUCAUCUGAAAAAAUAAUAGUCAAUUUAUAUGUAGUGCAUAAGUGGAAGGGUGCUCCUCAAAGACAAGAAUCUUCAUCAUUGAUGAGUUUUGACGCUCUUGCUAUCUGUCUCAAAAGGCUCUCGGCUUUGCUCUCCAAGACACUGCAAACUGAUGGGCGGCUGAGUAACAGUUUAAACAUUGGAACUUACUUGCCAUACAGAGUGGACUCUGAAAUGUGUAAGGUCUUUGUGGAAAUGUAGAUGCAAUCUGAAUUGAGAGCAUGUCAAAAGAGCUCUAGAAGAAAAUAUGGAAUAUCCUGUGAGGGUGUAUGCCAACACAACCAAAGACUCAUCCUCAAAAUGAUCAGCUGCAGAGAGAAUUCUGAUACAACAAUGUGUCAUAAAAUGAAGAGGAGGAACACUUUACCAAAAGUGAAAAACUUAUACCAUAUAUGAGGUCGAGAAUGGAUAUUUUGAGAGGUUUUAAAUGGCCUGUUUUCCCUCAUAACAGAUCAUUAGGAGCACUGCAGCAAUUGAUAAUGAAAUGAGUGGUUUUGUUGUUGUCUUAAAGAAAAUACUAAUAGUUUUCUGAACAGCAAAAGAUUAUGAGACUUUUAAUCAGUGACAGUUGAUAUUUUUACCGAAAUAAAAAGGAAAAGAGAAGAGUUAUCAGUAGUUUAAACAUCAAUACAAUUGAAGGACUUGGCUUUGUUUGUUCUCUUGUUGGUUUUUCCGAUGAACAGCCAGACAGGUCUUAUUUAAUCUGGCAACAUCUCUCUUGUGUGUUCAUUAAAUUGACAUUUUUCUCGG